AAACAUAUGUUUACGUCCACUUUUCGGAUAAAAUUGCACAAUAGUUUGCAUUAAUUCCUUCCGAUUCGGACACGAGCAUGUGGUUUCCGUACAGGAAACCCAUAACUGCAUAGUAAAAUUUUGUGAUAAAAGAAAGAUCAAGAUAUUUUAUAAACUAUGGCUUCGAAGACUGAAAAUGUUGCUGCUAAAACAGUGAAAAUUUACGAUUUGGACAACUUUGAGAAUUUGCUCAAGGGUCUAAAAGUUGCGUCUUGCAUGCUUACAGAGUCUCAUCAAGUUGUUGACGAAGCAAGUGUGAUCAAACGCCUCAAUGCACUGAGCCUCACCGGGCCUUCUGAUGGCAACUGUUGUUCGUGCUGCGGCGUGGGCCCCUUCGAGAGUCGUCUACAACAAACGGCACACUACAAAAAUCAUUGGCACACGCACAACCUGAAGAGGAAACUGUUUGGAAAAUCACCACUUACAUUGGGACAGUUUAGUUCAAGACAAGAUGACAAUUCCAGCGUCUCCGGCAGUGACUCAGAAACAGAGGGUGCUAGCAACGGCCCCGCUAGUGAUCUGUUUGCUGCGGCUACUCGGCACUGCAAGGCCUUUUUUACUAACAGCAAGGGACAAGUGUUCUGUAUCUAUAGGUGUUUGCUGCAUCAUAGAAAGGAGGAACUAUCAACAGACGGCGACGGCAGCGCCUGGAUCGAGCGCUGCUCGCGCCUCCUCGUCCCGGGCUUCCAGCGCUGGGCCGUCUUCAUGGUGUCCGGGGGACACUUCGCAGGCGCCAUCUUUUCCGGCGGCGUCGCUGUGUUGCAUAAAACGCAUCAUUCUUACGUGACGCGGCGUGGACAAGGUCAGGCGCAAGCAUCGCGCGAUCAGCACGGAAGCGCGCCCAAGUCGGCUGGUGCGAGUUUGAGGAGAUACAACCAGGCCGCGUUCUUAGAUCAUGUUCAAGAAAUAAUAACCGGCUGGACGGAAGACCUUAACGGGUGCUCCCACAUCCUUUACCGGGCCGUAGGACCCAUCAACCAAGGGGCCCUCUUCGGGAAGAAUUCGCCUUUGAGCAGGGAUGACCCUCGAGUCAGGGUACUGCCGUUCCCUACGAGGAAACCGACGUAUAAGGAGAUACAGAGGGUCCAUGAGACGGUGACUAGUCUGGAAGUGUAUGACACAAUGGAGCUAUUCCAGAAAGCACUAAUAGCGUCGACCACCAAGCUGCCGACUAAAAUCGGCUCCGAUACUAGUGUAGAACGCAAAAAACCACAGAAGAGCCCCAAUAAACCUAUCGACAGGGCGAAGUCGAGGGAACGUGCCCCCCGCCCCCUCCCCACGCAAGUUAUGUCCAGUGAGGACGAGGGUCCCUGCUACAUAGACUCGGAGACCCCGGCCAACUGGAUCAAGACCCUCUCGGAACAGACCUCCAAAGGUCAUAUCACAAACUCCCGUAAAGACUUAAUAGACGAUAUCGUGGUCGCCCGACCGCUCAGUUCUGAUAGCGAAGACCAGGGCCCGAUGGAAAAGAAGGAGGUUAAGAAGAGAAAGAAGAAGAAAGAAGAUAGAGGAGACAAGGGGGAGAAAGGGGAGAAGAAGCCUCAGGCAACGAAGAUUCCUAAUAAUGUGAAAAGGAUGUGGAAGAUAAUAUCAGGCGACGAGAUCUCCCUAGAGACUAUUCUAGAGAGUUGCGAGGGGUCUUUGGAAGAGGCCUGUAACACGAGGGACCCUACCGACGGCAAUACAGCGCUGCAUAAGGCCGCUAUAGCAGCCAAACCGGAGAUGGUCACUCAAAUCCUAACCGCGGGCGGUGACCCCUGCAUCAAGAACAAUCAACUACAGACCCCAUAUGCAGCCUCGCCCCAUAACGACACUCGAAUAGCUUUCAGGCUAUUUCAGGCACAACAUCCAGAUAAAUACAACUACGCUAAGUCUCAAAUCCCCGGCCCGCUUACCCCCGAGCUCAUAGAACAAGAGAAAGAGAAGAAAGCACAGCAGAAGAAGGCCAAACGGCAGAGAGAGAAGGAGAAGAUGGCUGAGAAGAACAAGACCAGCAAGUUCUUGCAGAUGACUGAUGCCGAGAAGGUAAAAGCCGAUCAGCCUCGCUGUUUCCUCUGCGGGAUGCAGCUACCGAAGAAACCGUUCGAAUACGAGUCGUACAAGUUUUGCACUAUAAAGUGUUUGCAGAAUCAUAGGAACAUCAGGCCUUUGCAUAUGAGUGCUUAAGGUGAAUUUUAAUAUUUAUGAGGUCAAGACACUAUCAGCCAUAAUGACAUUACUAUUGACACUGUCAA
This is a messenger RNA of Cydia splendana, 2273 nucleotides long. Its product is annotated as tRNA endonuclease ANKZF1-like. NCBI's taxonomy places the organism in Eukaryota, Metazoa, Arthropoda, Insecta, Lepidoptera, Tortricidae. The record is from RefSeq and is a predicted model, not a curated record. The transcript has 13 exons. Gene Ontology annotation, molecular function: protein binding. The coding region runs from base 157 to 2205 and encodes 682 amino acids.